Carlito syrichta (Philippine tarsier) is the source of this 4668-nucleotide messenger RNA. It is a transcript of the gene LAMC3, whose product is annotated as laminin subunit gamma 3. The record is from RefSeq and is a predicted model, not a curated record. The coding region runs from base 1 to 4479 and encodes 1492 amino acids. The transcript is spliced from 28 exons. NCBI's taxonomy places the organism in Eukaryota, Metazoa, Chordata, Mammalia, Primates, Tarsiidae.
AUGGUGUUGCGUGAUCAGUUUCCAUGGAGGCGCCCAGAGAAGCCGAGUGGCAGUGCCUUGAAGGCUGAACUGGGACACCAGCCCAUGGGGCCAGAGGAUAUACGCUCCGAUGUUCCUUUCCCUUCUGUAAAAUGGGCCACGUCUCCGGCUGCAGGGAAGGCUUACGAGAUCACCUAUGUGAGGCUGAAGUUCCACACCAGCCGCCCCGAGAGCUUCGCCAUCUACAAGCGGAGCUACGCCGGCGGCCCGUGGGAGCCCUAUCAGUUCUACAGCGCGUCCUGCCAGAAGACCUACGGCAGGCCCGAGGGCCAGUACCUGCGGCCUGGCCAGGACGAGCGCGUGGCCUUCUGCACCUCUGAGUUCAGCGACAUCUCCCCACUGAGUGGGGGCAACGUGGCCUUCUCCACCCUGGAGGGCCGGCCCAGCGCCUACAACUUCGAGGAGAGCCCUGGGCUGCAGGAGUGGGUCACCAGCACUGAGCUCCUCAUCUCUUUGGACCGGCUCAAUACGUUUGGGGACGACAUCUUCAAGGACCCCAAGGUGCUCCAGUCCUACUAUUAUGCCGUGUCCGACCUCUCUGUGGGCGGCAGGUGUAAAUGCAACGGGCACGCCAGCGAGUGUGUCCCCGACGAGAUGGGCCGCCUGGCCUGCCGGUGUCAGCACAACACCACGGGCCCCGACUGCGAGCGCUGCCUGCCCUUCUUCCAGGACCGCCCGUGGGCCCGGGCCACCGCCGAGGCUGCCCACGAGUGUCUGCCCUGCAACUGCAGCGGCCGCUCCGAGGAGUGCACCUUUGACCGGGAGCUCUUCCGCAGCACGGGCCACGGCGGGCGCUGCCACCGCUGCCGUGACCACACGGCCGGGCCACACUGCGAGCGCUGCCAGGACAACUUCUAUCACUGGGACCCGCGGACACCGUGCCAGCCAUGUGACUGCCACCCUGCAGGCUCCCUGCACCUCCAGUGUGAUGACACGGGCACCUGCGCCUGCAAGCCCACCGUGACGGGCUGGAAGUGUGACCGCUGCCGGCCCGGGUUCCACUCGCUCAGUGAGGGAGGCUGCAGGCCCUGCACCUGCCAUCCCGCUGGUAGCCUGGGCACCUGCAACCCCCGCAGCGGGCGCUGCCCCUGCAAGGAGAAUGUGGAAGGUCAUCUGUGUGACAGAUGUCGCCCGGGGAUGUUCAACCUGCAGCCUCACAACCCUGCCGGCUGCAGCAGCUGCUUCUGCUACGGACACUCCAAGGUGUGCGCAGCUGCCGCCGGGUUCCGGGUACACCCCAUCAUCUCGGACUUCCGCCAGGGAACCGAGGGUUGGCUCACCAGAGGUGUGGGGGGCUCUGAGCAGCCCCCACGAUGGAGCCGGACUGGGGUCCUCCUGAGUCCAGGAGAGGAGGCGCUCACAGCACCAGAGAAGUUCCUGGGAGACCAGCGGCUCAGCUAUGGGCAGCCCCUCACCUUGACCUUCUGGGUGCCCCCCGAGGAUUCCCCACCCCCUGUGCAGCUGAGGCUGGAAGGGGCGGGCUUGGCCCUCUCUCUGAAGCUCUCCAACCCAAACAGCCCCCAGGACGCCAGGCAGCCUGGGAAGGCACAGCUCAGGUUCCACCUGCAGGAGACCUCCGAGGACGCGGACCCUCCACUGCCCCCCUUCCACUUCCAGCGGCUCCUGGCCAACCUGACCAGCCUGCACCUCCAUGUCAGCCGCAACCCAGGCCCUGCCGGCCGGGUGUUCCUGACUGAAGUCCGGCUCACGUCAGCCCGGCAAGGGCUUUCCCCGCCAGCCUCCUGGGUGGAGACUUGCUCGUGUCCCAAGGGCUACACGGGCCAGUUCUGUGAAUCCUGUGCUCCAGGAUACAAGAGGGAGAUACCACGGGGCGGCCCCUAUGCCAACUGUGUGCCCUGCACCUGUCACCAGCAUGGCACUUGUGACCCCAACACAGGGAUCUGCGUGUGCAGCCACCACACCGAGGGCCCGUCCUGUGAGCGCUGCCGGCCAGGUUUCUACGGCAACCCCUUCAGAGGCCAAGCGGACGACUGCCAGCCCUGCCCCUGCCCAGGACGGUCUGCCUGCACGACCAUCCCAGAGAGCGGGGAGGUGGUGUGUACCCACUGCCCCCCAGGCCAGAGAGGGCGGCACUGUGAGAUCUGUGAUGAUGGCUUUUUUGGGGACCCGCUGGGGCUCUCUGGGGUCUCCCGGCCCUGCCGCCAGUGCCAGUGCAGUGGGAACGUGGACCCCAACGCUGUGGGCAACUGCGACCCCUUGUCUGGCCGCUGCCUGCGCUGUCUGUACAACACUACGGGUGACCGCUGUGAGCGCUGCCAGGAAGGCUUCUACGGGAAUGCCCUGGCCCCCCGGCCCGUGGACAAAUGCGCGCCCUGCAGCUGCCACCCUGGGGGCUCAGUCAGUGAGCAGACACCCUGCGACCCGGUGACGGGCCAGUGCUCCUGCCUGCCUCGUGUGACCGGCCGGGACUGUGGCCGCUGCAGCCCCGGCUUCUUCAACCUCCAGCCUGGGAGGGGCUGCCAGAGCUGCAAGUGUCACCUGCUGGGCUCCCAGGAGGACCGGUGCCACCCCAAGACUGGACAGUGUCCCUGCCGCCCAGGCAUCACAGGCCAGGCCUGUGACAGAUGCCAGCUGGGUUUCUUCGGCUUCUCCAUCAAGGGUUGCCGGGCCUGCAGGUGCUCCCCGCUGGGCUCUGCCUCUUCCCAGUGCCACGAGAACAGCACAUGUGUGUGCAAGCCUGGCUUCGUGGGUUACAAGUGUGACCGCUGCCAACACAACCAUUUCCUCACGGCCGGCGGCACACAGUGCCAGGAGUGCCCACCCUGCUACGCCCUGGUGAAGGAGGAGGCAGCCAAGCUGAAGGCCAGACUGACUUUGAUGGAGGGGUGGCUACAGGGGUCGGACUGUGGCAGUCCCUGGGGACCCCCAGACAUUCUGCAGGGAGAGGCCCCAUGGGGAGACCUCUACCAGGGCCUCCACCUGCUGCCAGGGGUCCGAGAAGCCUUCCUGGAGCAGACGACAGGCCUCGAGGGAACUGUGAAGGCUGCCCGGGAGCAGCUGCGGGCGCUGAGCAAGGGUGCCCACUGUGCCCAGGCCAGUGCCCAGAAGACCUGCAUCCAGCUGACUGACCUGGAGGCGGCACUAGAGUCCUCAGGGGAGGAGAUCCUGCACGCAGCCUCCGUUCUCACGUCUCUGGUGAUUCCUCAGGAAGGGUCCGGCCAGCCCACCAACUGGAGCCAUCUGGCCACAGAGGCCCGCGUCCUUGCCAGGAGCCACAGAGACACCGCCGCCAAGAUCAAGGCCACUGCCCGGAGGGCCCUACUGGCCUCCAACACCAGUUACACGCUUCUCUGGAGUCUGGUGGAGGGAAGGGCAGCCCUGGAGGCUCAGCGGGAACUGGAGGACAGGUACCAGGAGGUCCAGGUGGCCCAGAAAACGCUGGGCACGGCUGUGGCAGAGCUGCUACCCGAAGCAGAGAGGGUGCUGACGGCCUCACGCCCAGCCUUGCUGGCUGCCCCUGCAGCACCGACUCAGAAGUCCCGGGCUGAGGACAUGGACCUGAAGGGGAAGGCCUUGGAGAAGACAGUUGCAUUGAGAGAGCGCCUGGCCACCGAGGCUGUCCAGGCCCUCCAGUCCACCGCCCAGGCGGCGCUGCAGAAGACGGAACCCUUCACAAAGCUGCGCCAGGAGGCCAGAGCCGCCCUGACCCGGGCAUCCUCGUCUGUCCAGGCUGCUACAGUGACCGUCACGGGAGCCAGGACCCUGCUGGCCGACCUAGAAGGGAUGAAGCCGCAGUUUCCUGAGCCCAAGGACCAGACUGCGCUGCAGAGGAAGGCGAGCAACGUCAGGUUCAGGCUCCUUGCAGACACGGGAAAGAAGACCAGGCAGGCGGAGAGGAUGCUGGGAAACGCGGCGCCUCUCUCCUCCAGCGCCAUGAAGAAGGGCCGAGAGGCUGAGCUGUUGGCGGAGGACAGUGCCAAGCUCGCCAAGGCCUUGCUGAGGGAGGGGAGACAGGGGCACCGCCGUGCCAGCCGCCUCACCAGCCAGAUGCAGGCCACGCUCCGACAGGCCUCCCGCCAGGCGGCGGCCUCUGGAGCGCGCAGACAGGAGCUGGAGGAAGCUGAGCGGGUGGGCGCUGGGCUGAGCGAGAUGGAGCGGCACAUCCAGGAAUCUCGUGUCUCCCUGGAGAAGGACAUCCGGGCCUUGUCAGAGCUGCUUGCCAGGCUGGGAUCGCUGGACACCCGUGGGGCCUCAGCUCAGACCCUGAACGAGACUCAGCGGGCACUGGAACGCCUGAGGCUGCAGCUGGGCUCCCCAGGUGCCCUGCAGGGGAAACUGAGCCUGUUGGAGAGAGAGUCGGAGCAGCAGGAGCUGCAGAUCCAGGGCUUCGAGAGUGACCUCGCCGAGAUCCGCGCUGACAAGCAGAACCUGGAGGCCAUUCUGCACAGCCUGCCCAAGAACUGUGCCAGCUGGCAGUGAGGGCUGCCCACACCCCCGGCACCUGUUCCCUCACCUGCUGUUUACACGGCCCAGGGCAGGCACGCCCCCCCACAGGUGUGCCCAUGCAGGCACGCCCUCAGAGCCGGCUGCCGUGGACUCUUCUGUGUGAGUAGUCACUUCCCGCAGAGCUUGUCUGUAGCCUCUCCCGGCCAGCAGGAGUGAGUGUGC